AUGCCCAACUGGCUCAGUAUCUCAUCUCCUCUUUUGAUCUCUACACAAUCGAGGAUAAAGCAGCCAAAGACGUCUGGUCACUGCGAGUUCUUGCAAUGCAAAUUUCAUUGCAGAACCCUUUCUUGUUCUUUGGCAUUGAUGAAUUUGAGAAAAAACCAGAACAACAAUCAAUUCUUUGACAGGGACAAGUCGGAUCCUCGCCUUCGUCUGGAAAAUCCGUUUGUUGGCUUUUGGUUGAUUUGUUCUGAAAUGUUUGAUUAUCCAUGGGCAACAACCUUUGACAAUGACUAUUAUAACGAGCUGCCUUUGUCAAUCAUCCGUGGCAUCAAACAAAAACGUUUGGCAUCUUUUCAGUCCUUUUUCCGACCAGAAAGUUUGACCCAUCACAUUCAACAUGCAAUUCAGAAGAUCAGUGAUCCAAUGAAUGACAAUUUGGACAAUGCGGUAGGCCAGUCUCAUUCGAACAAAACGACUUUAGUGGAUCAAAGGAAGCGCCAUUGUAAUCUGACCAACAAUAGAUAUGAUGCACUGGUGGAUGAUGACGAAUCGAUGGAAAAUACUGACAAUGCUGAGGCUGCGGACGACGAUGCCACUACUAUUGAUGGCAAUGCCUACCAACAACCAAAUCAGGACGAUGAUGACAAUGAAAUACUAGUGAUGGAGGUCCAAAACAAUCCAAGACGCCCACCACUUUCUUCAGAUGAUGAGGACGACGGAGAUGAUGAGGAUGAGGAUGAUGAUGAUGAUAAUGAGGAUUAUGAUGCGGGGAGCAACGCUGGGGUGGUUCAGUCAGAAUAUUUAGAAGCACUGGUGAGGUCAGAAGACGACAACAUGGCGGUUGACAGCUUGACACGCAAAACUCAGGUCUCUCAGGAUAGCUCUUCAUUGAUAAACACACCUCCACCUACACGUCGCAUACUUCCACUGCCCACUCUUGCUGAGAAACUUAACAAAUUCAUUCAAGUUAACUUGCAGAUGUCAUAUUUUUGA
Molecule: messenger RNA, 990 nt
Organism: Cylindrotheca closterium
Lineage: Eukaryota; Bacillariophyta; Bacillariophyceae; Bacillariales; Bacillariaceae
Source: the annotation of a GenBank genome assembly